AUGGACCCUCCAAGCGCCAUUGUAGUGGGAGCUGGAGCUGGAGGAAUAGCCACGGCUGCUCGCUUAGCAAAGGCUGGAUACAACGUCACUGUUGUCGAAAAGAAUGGGUUUCUAGGAGGCCGAUGUUCACUCGUUCAUCAUGAAGAAUAUAGGUUUGACCAAGGUCCAUCCCUCUUGUUGAUGCCAGAGGUCUUUUACCAGACCUUUCGUGAUCUCGAUACGUCGCCUGAACAAGAGAAUCUUCGAUUCCUCAAAUGCGAGCCCAAUUAUCGAAUCUGGUUCUCGGAUCAUGAUCACUUAGAACUGUCGACUGAUUUAUGCAAGUUAAAGCCUCAAAUAGAGCAUUAUGAGGGUAAAGAAGGCUUGCAAAAUUUCUUCGGAUUUUUAAGAGAGUCUGGCCGACAUUAUGAUCUCUCUAUGGAACAUGUCUUGUCAAAAGACUUUCCAGACCUUUUGGCUAUGCUACGGCCGAAACUACUGGUGUCAUUGCUUUCUUUGCAUCCGUUUGAAAGUAUGUGGAGCCGUGUCCAACGACAUUUUAAGUCCGAUAAGCUUCGACGUGCCUUUACAUUUGCCAGCAUGUACCUUGGCAUGAAUCCCUUUGAGGCCCCUGGAACAUAUUCCCUGCUACAGUAUACGGAGCUAGCACAUGGUAUAUUUUAUCCCGAGGGCGGAUUUGUGAAGGUUCUAGAAGCUUUGGCCGAUGUUGGAAAGCGGUUGGGCGUGAAGUACCGCUUAAACACUGAAGUCUCAUCAGUUAUUUAUUCUUCGGAAAGCAAAACACGUGGCAUACGGCUUAAAUCAGGUGAAGAGCUUCUCGCCGACGUUGUCGUCAUCAACGCAGACCUUGUUUAUGCCUACAGCAAUCUCCUGCCUCCUACCUCUUACUCUCGAAGCUUGACCAAACGCCUAGCAUCCUGCAGCAGCAUAUCAUUUUUUUGGUCCUUUGAUAGAGUAAUUCCGGAGUUACAGGUACAUAACGUCUUCUUGGCAGAACAAUACAAGGAGAGCUUCGAUGCCAUAUUCCAUCGCCAUCAACUACCCGCCGAGCCAUCAUUCUAUGUCAAUGUCCCAAGCCGGAUUGAUCCAACUGCAGCUCCUAAAGGGAAAGAUACAGUGGUGGUAUUAGUACCUGUCGGCCACCUCGUGGACGAUCCCUCAAAUCCUCAAGACUGGGAUGCUUUGGUAAAACAUGCUCGCGAAGUCGUUUUCAAAACAAUCGAGUCUCGAACGGGGUGCUCGCGAUUGCGUGACAGCCUGCUUCAUGAAUCAAUUGAGACACCUACCAGCUGGGAAACGAAGUUUAAUCUCGAUCGCGGUGCAAUUCUUGGUCUUUCGCAUUCAUUUUUCAAUGUUCUGAGCUUUAGACCCAAGAUCAAGCACGCUGACAUCCGGGGGUUGUAUUUUGUCGGUGCAAGCACACAUCCUGGGGCAGGGGUUCCUGUGAGUUUGUCCAGUGCCAAGAUCCCAGCGGAACACGUAAUAUCCGAGGAUAUUAUGUUAGCUUUCGCGGGCUGGUCACCAGCCGAAAGAAAUGUCUGCCAGGCAAUUCCUAUAGUCCUUUCAGGAGAUGAAUCAGUAGCUGCAAAGGCCGAGGAAAAGUUGAUGGGAGCACUUUCACUAACGGAAUAUGAGGAGCUCGAGCCGCCAAAAGUACGCCUCACCCAAGUACUAGAUAACUGCGCCGGGCUGGGGGAAGCGGAUAUCUCCACCUUCAUUGGCGGUGCGGCCAUGGACAUUGGCAACAAAAAUGGGCAGGAAGCUAGAUGA
Molecule: messenger RNA, 1770 nt
Organism: Penicillium cinerascens
Lineage: Eukaryota; Fungi; Ascomycota; Eurotiomycetes; Eurotiales; Aspergillaceae
Product: phytoene desaturase family protein
Exons: 6
Coding region: 1-1770 (589 amino acids)
Biological process (GO): carotenoid biosynthetic process
Molecular function (GO): oxidoreductase activity
Source: RefSeq, a predicted model, not a curated record